This is a messenger RNA of Cylicocyclus nassatus, 222 nucleotides long. The record is from the annotation of a GenBank genome assembly. Lineage: Eukaryota; Metazoa; Nematoda; Chromadorea; Rhabditida; Strongylidae.
AUGACAAAGCUGUGUGCCGUGUGUUUCAAAGCUCUUCAUAUUUGCUGUCUGACAGGAUGCUGGGGCAUCAGCAAACACGAAGAUUCCGUGCCUUAUGAGAAGGCUUCACCUGCGCAUGUUAUGGAAGGCACUGAUGCUGAAGAUGGAAAACCAUUACUCGUACUAAAUAGCAUUGAACAAAAGGAACUUAGGAAGGCAAGUGAAGUCCAACUCACUGAUUGA